AUGGCCUACCGUUACUCCUCGAGGAGUGCUUCCUCGCUCCUCCUCGGCCUGUUGCUAUGCGCCUGGGCAGUGGCCGCGGAGCAGGUCUCCUUCUUCAAGUCUCCUUAUUCCCAAUGCCUAACCUCGAUCGCAGAGACCCGACAUCUACCCGCCGGACCUCAAAAUCGAGUACAGCGACCCCAGCAAACUCGCCCCGGCUACAUCUUCAUCGCACCCUAUGAAGCUGAAAAUCCGGGUCCUUACAUCUUCGACAACUCAGGGGAGUUGGUAUGGAGCGGUUGGGGCGUUUCGGGGCCCGGAAAUGCCCAUGGCAUGCACGUCUGCAAAUACAAAGGCGCCGACCACCUAUGUUUCUUCCAAGGAAACCAGCAAAAAGGAUAUUGUCGCGGGCAUGGCGUUAUUCUAGACAACACCUACCGCAUCGUGCGCUCGGUGCAGCCCGGUGGCGGAAUGGCUUCCAGCGACAUGCACGAGUUCCUUCCGAUCGGCAACGGCAAGACCGCCCUGAUGACUGUAUACCAGCAGCGCCAAUUCGAUAUGACUCCAUGGAACAUCAAAACUGGCGUGGGAUGGUUAAUGGAGAGUGUUUUCCAGGAGGUUGAUACCGAGACCAGUAAAGUGAUAUUCGAAUGGCGUUCCCUCGAUCAUGUCGACCCGUCCAACAGCUACACCUGGCCUGCACACACGGACACGUCAGGAACAGGACUAAAUAUGCGCGAGCCGUGGGAUUACUUCCACAUCAACUCGAUCGAUAAAAACGAUGACGGUGAUUAUCUGAUCUCCUCGCGCCACACAUGCGCCAUCUACAAAAUCUCUGGCAAAGACGGUUCGGUGAUAUGGAGACUGCAUGGAUCGAACCCGACAUUCCGCAAUAUCAACUUCAGCUUCUCGCAGCAGCACGAUGCGCGCUGGUUGUAUGAAAACGCGACACAUACGGUACUGUCUUUGUACAACAACGGGUUUAAUGGAUACAACCGGACGCAUCCUUACUCGGCCGGUAUGAUUAUUCUCAUCGAUCAUGUGGAGAAUACUGCUCUGCAGAUUCGCGACUACAAGCCGCAUAUCAAUGAUCUGGUCAGUUCCAGUCAGGGUAACUUACAGCGCCUGCCGAACAAGAACGCUUUUAUCGGAUGGGGCAACAAUCCCUUCGUGUCCGAGCACGAUGAAGAAGGCAACUUGUUGCUUUGGGCGUCCUUUGCCGAAGACACCGUCAUGAACUAUCGUGCCCAGAAGUUCGAGUGGGAAGGCAACCCCACCGAUUCUCCCGCUCUUCGGGCUUACUCUCGCACCUCCGAACCUUAUUCUCCGACAAGCUUCUACGUCAGCUGGAAUGGCGCAACGCGCGUCCAGAGCUGGCGAUUCUUUGGAGCCAACAACAUGACCGGACCUUAUGUGCUCUUGGACCAGGUGAACAAGACCGGGUUUGAGACUGAGUAUACCCACGACAGUUUCUACCUCUGGACUCGUGCCGAGGCAGUUGACAGCAACGGUGCCGUUCUGGGCAACUCCGAGAUCAAGUACACCUUUGUUCCUUCGCCAGAGCUCCGCGAUUUUUGUCAAGAUGAGUUUUGUCUGGAUGCACCUGGAUAUGGAUUCCCCGGCGAGGAUGCGGCUGAGCCGUUCAUUCCACCCGUGGGCGUCACUACUGUGCCGUGGGUCGAGCCUGAUCAUGAUGGGGCCAUCUGGACCUAUCCUUCCAGCUUCCCACACACUACAGAGCCGGUGGCUGCCCACUACAGAUGGCGACACGGACAUAAGUCUUAUCCUUUUCUAUUAAUAUUAGGUGCCACGGUCGCCGUGGUUCUGCCCCUUCUCGCUGGAGCGUACAUUGCUUGGCGAUUUUAUCAGCGACGCCGGCCGGACCGGCAGGAGGAGGAGGACGAGUCAUCUGAGCCGCUGAACGGCUUGGCUGAGCGGAAACCUUCACCACGGAGCUCCAAUCGUCCCUGGUGGCAUUGGCGGCGGUGGACGGGAGGUACCGAAACGAAAUACUUCGCGCUCGCAGAUCGCAGUCCACAAGGACAUGGGCGAGAAGACUGA
This is a messenger RNA of Penicillium maclennaniae, 2040 nucleotides long. RefSeq names its product arylsulfotransferase family protein. Lineage: Eukaryota; Fungi; Ascomycota; Eurotiomycetes; Eurotiales; Aspergillaceae. The record is from RefSeq and is a predicted model, not a curated record. The transcript is spliced from 4 exons. Bases 1 to 2040 code for a protein of 679 amino acids.